GUUGUGGAGAGUUGUCAACGCAGUGACACGCGAACCUUCUCGGAUUUCUUCUGUUUUCUCUACCUCCUCACCCCACUUCCACUGCCUCCAAAAAAAAGUAGCACGGCUUACUAUAUGUAGACGAUCUUUUUAUUAUUAUUGGAAGUUUUCACUCUCGCGCAAACCAACAAGCAAACAAACAAACCCAACCAAAAAAUUAUGUCAGCUCCCAGCGCAAACGCGGAAGGGACGCUGCCGCCCACUACGGAGAACGUGUCCGAUAUCGUCUCUGCCAUUCAGCGCGUGUUGGAGGAGCACCACGUGAGUGACGCACGAUUCGUCUUGGAGCUCCCCAACGGCCCCUCUCUUGUCCCCGCCACCGGCACGGCGGCCGGAGGACACGGCAGCUCGGCAAAUAACAGCCCACGCGCGAGGAACACGAACCCCUGCAGCGGCUUGGAGGGACACGCCGGCGCUGCUGUGACAACACUGGUGGACAUGCGAGUCACGCCCGCGGCGGCGCCGCCAACGCUGCCGGAGCAUCACCGACCACCACCGCGUGCGCGCAGCGCCUCUACCGAGCCAGCACUCCCACACGCGCUGUACCCCGCACCCCCGCAGGCGGGCGAGGCAUCCCGGAAGUCCCCACCCCAUCAGCCGUUAUCCAUCUUGGUGUCCACGCCCACCACCGCGACCUCGUUCGAGCACAGCGCGCAUCGGUUGGAUCAGACGUCGCGACCGCCACCUGGCACCGACCCCAUCGCCAUCCCCACCGUGAAAGAGGACGGGGGAACGCCCUCGCUGAUGUCGCCGCUGCAGUACUCGUUGAAGUCCACGGAGUCGCCGGCGACGCCCAUGACGACAGACCGCACCGACCGGCCGAGUCAAGUCGCCGGCCAGGCGGACAAGGGAGAGGAGACGUCAUCACCCGGUCCACGCCGCGCUGCUGACUUGGCGAAUGAGUUAGCGGACCUGCGCCGGCUGUCGCACGAGGUGGCGCAGGAGGUGGCCGCUGUCGACGGCAAGACCAAGUCGAAAGAGCCGCUGCAGACCUUUGUGGGCCGCAGCGCCAUCCUCGAUGACCGCCGUAAGCGCCAGUCCGCCUCAUCCGCCACCUCUCAGUGGUCUCCGUCGAACGGGCUUCCCCUCUUUCCCACUCCGCUCCCACCAGGUGCUACAUCGCCCACCCCUUCCGGGCCGGCCCACCGGUCCUCUGGUCCCCAGCCGCCGCCCAGCCUGAAGAACGGCGGUGGGGCGGGAGCUGCAGCCGGCAGUGGCGGAGGAGGCAGCAGCACCAGCACGGUCAGCCUCGUGUUGAGCAACAACAUCGAUUCCCUCCCGCAGCCGCGUCCGCCGGUGCCGGCGCGACGCAGCGUUGUGCUGGUGGCCUCGCCGCUCAGCAAAGUAGCGGGGGCCUCCGGUGGCGGGGGCUCGUCGACCGGCAGCGCGGGCAGCACUGGCAACGGCGGCGGCAACACCACCACCGUCACCGUGACGGUUCCGCCGGCCGGCUCGCUGCCUUCGCUGGUGGCGGUGAAGAAGUCCGCUAAACCGGGUCGCACGCCCGUCUUCAGCAUCCUGAACAAGGACGGCAGUCGUCUGUUGGAGGGCGGCGUUGGUAACGGCGGCGGCAGCAGCAGCAAUACCACCGCCUCUGCGGGCAACGUCAACCACACCAGCAAUACGAAUACUGGCGGUGGAGGUGUAGACGUCGCCGCCCAAUUGCUGACGCCGCCGCGUGUGAAGGGCGGGACGGGAAGCGCCGCCUCCAGCACCGGCGCCGCCGCCCCCGCCAGCCACCACUCCCGCCCCAGCAACGUCUCGCUGAUGGCCGACGACCGCGAUCCCCCCUCGCCUGUUUUUAAGCCGCUCGUCGGCACGGCCGCGGAGGAGCAGGCUUGUCAGCACCCAAGCAUCCUGGUGCAGUCUGCACAGCAGCAGCAGCAGCACACACGUCUCCCGACCCCGCCGGAGGCACCGGUCAGCGCCGCUGCGUCCACACCCACUCCUGUUGCCGCUUCGAAUCCCACUCCCGCAGUGGCAGCAGCAACACCGCCUUCGGAUGCCUCCUCCCCGCCGCUGCCCUCGCUCCAGUGGACAGAGCAGAGCCGUGAAAACACACGUCGGGCGCUGCAACUGCAGCGCCAAUCGCGGCUGUCCCAGACGACGGAGGCGUUGCGCGGCGCUGAUGGAGCUGCCGUCGGAGGCAGCGAAGCCGACCCAGCCGGCAUGCCGCAACGCCGUCUUGUCAGCCCGGCGCUCGGUAAGGCGGCGACCACGUCGAGCGGAUCGACUCCAGCGCCUUUUCCGUCGCUGCCGCCAACGUCGCCCGCUACUUUUCCGUAUUCCACCGCACCGACAGCCAACAACGCCGCGACGGCUUCCGUAGGCAGUGGAUCAUCUCCGUCGACUCCCAGCCGGCCGUCGCUGCGAGAGAUGCUGUUGGAGCAGCAGCAGCUGGCGAACGCGAGUCGCCGCGGCAUGGAGCAGCACGCCAAACUCAUGCAAGCGGCGCACACCGCACGUGCCAGCCUCACGACGACGACCACACCGACGAAGCCGCCGUCGUCUGCCCUUCGCCCGACCACCACCUCCUCUGCCUUCUCUAUGCCACUCCGCGCCGUCAACGCCCCUGCGACCGUCGCAGCACCGGUGUACGUCUCGCACCCCGUUCUGGUCGUUCCGUCGUCCGAGGAAUCUGGUGGCAGCGAUGCCAGAGGAGUGGGUCUGCCUGCCACGUUCAGCACGCCAAUGGGCACCGGCAGCAACGCUUCCACCAGCCCGCGCCCCGGUACGAGCGGCGGCUCUGGGAUUCAGGUGAUGAAGAUCACGCUUCCCCACGACGCGGAUGCCAGGCAGUCGGCGGUGCAGCAGCUCUGCCGCAGCUCGUCAGGCAGAAAGUACGUCGACAGUAAGGAGCGCUAUCGUGCCUUGUUGGCGAACCAGAAGGAGGACCUCACGAGCAAGGAUGAAAAGGAGGAGAAGUACAAGGACUUGCUGUCACGAGCGGUGGACUACAACCGGAUGCAGCAUCCUCAGUAG
Leptomonas pyrrhocoris is the source of this 3021-nucleotide messenger RNA. RefSeq lists its product as hypothetical. The coding region runs from base 199 to 3021 and encodes 940 amino acids. Lineage: Eukaryota; Euglenozoa; Kinetoplastea; Trypanosomatida; Trypanosomatidae. The record is from RefSeq and is a predicted model, not a curated record. The transcript has a single exon.